This is a messenger RNA of Falco peregrinus (peregrine falcon), 8986 nucleotides long. RefSeq names its product RAB11 family interacting protein 1 (gene RAB11FIP1). Lineage: Eukaryota; Metazoa; Chordata; Aves; Falconiformes; Falconidae. Gene Ontology annotation, biological process: regulated exocytosis. The transcript has 6 exons. The record is from RefSeq and is a predicted model, not a curated record. Bases 2183 to 5971 code for a protein of 1262 amino acids. Gene Ontology annotation, cellular component: intracellular membrane-bounded organelle. Gene Ontology annotation, molecular function: small GTPase binding.
GUGCCACACAGGGACCCCUCAAGCCUCACGAGGACCCAUGGGGUGACCCAUCGAGGUCCCUCCUGGCGUGGGGCAGCCCCCGGCACAGCACCUGGUGCCUGGCCAGCCCUGCCUUGUGCCUGGGCUCGAUUUUUAAAUAUUUACAUGCGGAUGCUGAGAGUGUGUGCUGGGAGCAGCCAGGCUGACCCGAGACACCUCGUGUGUCGAAAUGCCUCCUCCUUCCAACAGGGAAUGAACGUAGGCUACAGCCAGCUAUUUAUAUAUUUUUCUUAAUAAAUGCUUAGCAGAGCCUAAGCGCGUGUAAGAGCAGAUAAUUCAGGGUUGUAUGGGCUGGCCUCGCUGUUGCAGCAGGACACCAAGCUGGGAGACUUUUCCUUUAUUACCAAGCGCCGGCUCUGUGUCAUAGUUGCCCUUUUGAACAUAAACACUGGGACGGUGCGCUGGAAUCCAGGGGUGGUUACUGGGAGGGUUUUACUGGGAGUCAGCAGCCUUGUAAUGUGGCUUGAGGUGGCCAGUGAGUCACCUUCCUCUUCUGCUCACCGGAGCAGAUCCAGGUACUGACACAGGCUUGGCCAAAGCCGAGAGCUGCUGUCCUGUUUCUUGACAAAGCCAUCACCACUUGUGAAGCUUUAAUUACAGUGUGGCUGUCAUUAAGGUUGUGUCAAGACCUAAUGUGUUUACACUGCAUCGGAGCAUAAUGUGCAGUCAGCAGAGUUCAAGGAGUCAGCCCUGCUUGCCUCGGGUCCUCCUGGGCUGGUUUCUCAGUGUCUGGGUCAAAGGAAAAUACGGGUGUGGGUGUGUGUGGAGAAAAUGUAAUUUUGCUCCUGGGAAAACUUUGGUAUUUCCAGCCCUUAGUGUUGUCCACCCAACUCUCCAUUUUCUGUUUGAAGCUUGUGUCUUUUGUCAUCGCAUAGCUGCUGUGGUGAGGUAUAGCCGUGAAGGGGUGGUUUUAUUUGGAAAAUAAAUGCAUGUUGAUUGACAGGUGCACACUAACAUAAAUUAAUAAGAUUUUAUAUUUUGUAGUUUGUGGGGGAGGUUAUCAGUACAUUAUUCAGCUGCUCAAAGGGAGGCAGAUGUAGCGGCAUGCUUCCCAGAGCGAUGGCCCUGUUUUGGUCGGCGCUAAGCUGCCUUUCGCUGAACAUGUAGUUUGUGUUUUGGAUGCAUUUCGAAUAGGGCCUUCUCUGUCCCCAGGGCAGAGAAUGCGCAGAAUGAAUCGUGGCACCAAAACCAUACGAGCUCAGGAUGCUCCUAGAAAUCAUGCGGGUUAGAACAAAAGUGCCCAGUGCUGGCUUGCAUUAAAGGCAGAGGAUCUGUGCUCCCCUCACUGCUGCUGUGGGUCUGCAGUUUUAGGGACCCGACAAAGCCUGACAUCUUAUAAAAUCCCUUCCCUGGUGCUGGUGUCUUGUAACUUCAGGUCUGAAUGUCUAACUGUAGCGUGGUGCUUGAGCGUUCAUUUCCCUCUAAGUGUUUCUCUGUAGCAGAUUUCUGAAUUCAUCUCCUUCAGCUAAUGCUCAUUAGUUUUGAAUUUUCUCUGAAGCAAAGUGCCUUUUCCUAUUCUCUGUCAUUGCUUCAAAGUGCACCUUCAAAGGACUGAAGUGCAAAUUCGAUGGAGAGGUGGAUUUGUGUGCUCCGUUCGCUUCCUUUGUUUUCCCGUACCAGCUGGUGAGGAGGAGGAAGCCAGCAUUUUCCAGGCAGCCUUUCCUAUCAGUUCUGUGGAGUUGGGAACUCUGUGGCUCCAGUGAUAGACAAAAAAGUAUUGGUGUGCGGUGCUGCUAAUUUUCGUUGCUGGCCCUAAUGUGGUUUGAAUGUCAUGUAGUGGUAAUUAAGGACGUGGGAUAGCAGCAUGCAGGUGGUGUUUUUGCAGUGUAGGAUACCGUGAGCACAUACUUAAUAUGCAGCACUUAAUGUUCUGGCGCUGCAUUAAGUGGGAUGGGAUAAGGUUCUGCCCAACGAAUGUCCUUCCUGGCAUGCUCCAGUCACAGGCUGGUAGAGGUGAGUGGAAAUCCCCAGACGGUCUGCAAGGCUUGAUUUGGCUCUCCUUGUGUUGAUUAGGGGUUCCUUGGCUUAAGAGGUAUUAAGAUAGCUACUGAAAAGAAGCUGGAAUGAAAGGUGGUACAAGCUUCGCUCCAAACCAGGGAAAAAGGAAAAGGAGAGAGGGGAGAUUGAAGUAGAUAUCCAGUUUAUGAGAAGCAACAUGACAGCCAGUAUGUUUGACCUGUCCAUAAAAGACAAGCCUCGCUCUCCCUUUGGCAAGCUGAAAGACAAGCUCAAGGGGAAGAGGAGCAGUGGCCUUUCUGACACGGCGUCGGCGAUCGUUCCCAGCACAACUCACUCCCCUGCUGACAGUGAAGAUGAGUCAGUUGAGAAGGAAAAGAAGAAAUCAAAGUUCAAAACCCUGUUUUCCAAACCUGGCCUGCAGAAGACCUCCCUCUCCCAGUCCAUGUCAGUCCUACCGACACAGCAGCCCGUCACCGAGAGGGUUCGGCUGCGGCCCAGCGACUUCCAGUCAGAAUGGGAUGACGAGGAGUCCGAGACCUCUCCAACCUCAGAAAAAGCCUUUGGGAAUGUCCUGGAAGAGAAGUCCUCUCUCUCUCCUGUAUUUAAAUCUCGUAAAACGGCAGCUUUGGACAGCAGGCAACUAAAUCAAGUAACCGCUAACUACACCAAGAAAGAAGGGCUGUCUUUAUUCAGUGGCCUUAAAUCCAAAAGCGAUCCCGUUUCCAAGUCUAGUCUGUGUAUCAACGGCAGCCACGUUUAUAUGGAAGAAAGCACAACGAAGGACAACACUCCAGCCUCUUCCCCUUCUCCUCACAACUUCAGAAGGAAGCAGCUCUUUGCUUCUGAAGAGAACCUGUCUUCCAGAUCUACUAAAGGACCUGAAGAGACAGGAAGAACAUCUCCUAGUCAUGCUUUCUCUGGGUCUGCAUCCUUGGAGACCUUUAAAUCUAUGACUUUGCCAUCAUAUAAAUUGCUGAGCAGUGAAGAAUACCUGGAAACCAGCGUUCCUCCAAGUGUUGAGGUUAUUAAAGAGACCAAAAAACCGGACCACAAAAAGUCUGCCUUGCUCUCUCUGGUCACUGGGAAGAAGGAACAAGUGAAGAACAGUGAUGCUGAGAAUAUGCCUGACAGAGCCCUGCAGGAUGAGGAGAACAAAGUUCUAGAGGAGAAGAGUGAACAAGAGGCCAAACGUCUUGAAAUUCCAGCAAAUUUAGGCAGAGGGAAUCCACCAGAAGAUGGUCACCACGCAGAAGACGUCUCUGCAAAUAAGCAGCCUCUCAACCCUUUUGAGGAAGAACGGAAACCUGAAAAAGUUGCCGCGCCGGCGAAGACGAAAGCUGUCAAGCCCAGACUGGGCGUGUCUUCAGAGGAGGAAACCAAAGCCACGCUUCCUACUCCUGCACCUGAUUCCCUUCCUGCUUUUCUUUCUGUACACUGUAUCAGUAGUAACAAUAAUCCUUUUAUUUCUAAAACGGGGCAGAAAGUCCAAGUGCCAGACUCUGAAAACAUUACUAGUUCUCCGGCAUCUCUUACUUCUCCUUCCGCUGCAGAGCUUUUGAAUGGCAAGAACCCGUUUGCUCCUGAGUGGGGCAGGGCACGUGCAACCCUGGAUCCCGAAAGCAUUGCCCAUUUCACUUCGUCCCAUCAUCUUGCAGCCCCUGUUCCCGAAAUGCCUCCUCCUGGGCAGGUCUCUGGUAGUGGCAAUAAUCCUUUUGCUUCUGAAUGGGGGCAGAACUUAUGGGGCCAAGGUCCUGAAAGCACUGAUACGUGGGCUUCCCAGGCUCUUUCUCACUCACCUGCACCUUCUCCCCCCUCUGACUGUCAUUUUAAUGACAGUAAUCCCUUUGUAUCCAAGCUUGGGUGGGAAGCAGAUGCGCCGGGUUUCAAAGCUGUUGCCAGUUCUUCAUCUUUGUGCCUUCCUUUUGAUGAAGACUGUUCCUCAGCAGAACGCCCUGCUGAGCUGAAACACUCUGGGCAUGAUGCUUCAGAGAGCUCUUCAGAUGUGGCUUUAACGAGUAAUGUCAAAGCUGUAUCAAACCCUCUCUGCAUCCUUUCUGACAACCCUGGCCUGGCUCCAAAGAAACAGUGCGAUUCUCUUCAGGUUGAGAUUUCUUUGAAAAGAAGUAAGCUAGGCAACAGGAAAUCUGUGUCCUUUCUCCGUGAUGGAUCAGAGGGCAUUACGUCAGGUGAUGAGGAUUUGGGUGGGCAGGAAUGUGAAAAGCAGUGCUCUGAUUUCAGUGAAAUCUUACUUACGUGUUCAGAUGCAACAGGAGAGCAAGCAGGGUUUGCUCGCCAAGUGGAAGCAGGGUGCUACCCAUCAUCAGAACUCUCUAGUGACAGCAUAGGUCCCAUCCAAAACAGAGAGACUGCUGUUGAGGCUGGUGUGGAAGUAGGCGGUGUAGGUACUGAACCCUGCACCAAGGACCACAAAGGCUUUGCGUCUCCUUCCAAGUGUAGUAAUAGCCUCUUGCCAGAGAUCGGUGCUGAGCAGCCACCUUCCCCAGAGAGCCAACUGAAAGAGAAGCAGGAGAUCUUUGGUGAAAAGAGAUGGGAAGAACGUGCACCCAUGCUAGAGCCCCAAGCAGCUCCACUUGCUAAAAAAGACUCAUUUUCUCAAGUAGGACCUGCCAAACCAACCUGGGGAGCUUGCACGCCGUCCCCUCAGGAAGCCAAUGUAGGGAGGGCUGACAGUGUCACACCAAAGCCAGCACCACAGUUAUCUUUAUCACUGAAGAAGUGCCCACUGGUUUCUCAGGCUGAUGAGUUAAGUGGUGAUUUGCCUUCUUCAGGCGGCGGUGUAAAAUCUGUGUCCCCAUUACCUAAUGAUAAAGCCUCGGAUGCUUCUGGGUGCCUCCCCCAAAGUGGCUCAUUGCAGACUGUCACUCCUCCAGUGAUGCUUGGAGAUGACAGCAGUAAUAGGCAUUUAAAAAACGAAGGCAACGAUGAUUUAUUCGACUGUCUUACAAAUCUAAAGUGUGCCAUUCCCGUUACUGGAGACCGUGGUUUGAAACUGACCGGUCUUCCAGUUAUUCCAGAAGGAGGCUCUGAUGACGAGCUGCUGGGUGACUGUCAGGAGAACUAUGGUGUCGAUGCAGGUGAUAAAAACAUUUCAGAAACUGGAAAGCAGUCUCUAGAUUUAAUGCCUCUGCAUGAAGAACUGAAAGAGCACUCCGAUAGCUCUGCUGCAACCCAAGUAACCUGGGCUGCUCCAGGAGGAGGAAGUGCUUGUAAGCCAAAAAAAUCACCCAUGCUGUCUGCUAGAGUGGAUGUUCUUGGUGUCGAUAACCAGGUAGCUGACUCAGCCUUAGGUAUGACGUUUCAUUCCACAGAGCAUAAUAGUAAUUUUGAGAAACAAGAACUGAAAAUAAGUGCAGGUGUCAAGGAGUGCGCAGAGUGUGACUUCUUUGAGCCUUCUGUUUCCUCUUCCUCCCUGUCAAGUCCUUCCCAGCCCUACUCUUCCUCUCAAGCCCUUCUCUCUGACACCCCAAGUCAUAGAGCAGAGUCUCCGAAAAAGCCAACAGCCGAGGGCUUCGCAGAUAAAGCAGGAAAUUCUGGCAAGAAGAAGCUUCUUCAGGCAUGGGUUUCACCCUCUGAAUCAUAUCCUAACCAAACUCAGCAGAGUGGUGAAACCGUGUCUCCUAAGCACAGACUCCAUCCUGUGAAGCCAAUGAAUACCACAGCAAACAAGCCUCAAAGUAAAAACCUGAAUGUCAUCAGCACUAUGAGUGAAAAGCUGCUCGAGAUGAAUGUGAAGAAAUAUGAUCCUUCAGAUCCUGCCUAUGCUUAUGCUCAGCUAACGCACGAUGAGCUGAUCCAGCUGGUCUUGAAACAGAAGGAUACAAUUACCAAGAAGGAUCUCCAGGUGCGUGAGCUUGAAGACUACAUCGAUAACUUGCUUGUCAGAGUGAUGGAAGAAACCCCAAACAUUCUUCGUGUUUCAACGUCUGGAAACAAAAAAGCUGGAAAGAUGUAAAAGCUCUAGGGAGGUUGGUUGAACAAAGGACUGAAUUCACACCAGUGGAGUUUGAUUAAUAAGGAGACGAUGUGAGGCAGGUGGUACUGGUUGUGCUGCCCAAGAAAAUGACCUCUUUCCUGUUUCUGCCUUGAGCAACUCUCAGUUUCAUCAGUAGUUACAUCAAGUUUUGCAUGUGGAGUCCAGGAGUGGAGUCAACUUACCGUAUUUAUUUUUUGGUUUCUUUCCAUUAUUUGGGAAGACUUGUUCAGGCGUCUAAUCCAAAGGCUGAUUGCGAUAGGAAGGGUGAAGGGUUUUUGAAGUGUUUUGCUUGCCAGCAAGGCACUGAUGAUCCUUUUAUGAAGAUUUUUUUUUUUAAUGGUUUUAUUUUGUAGCAGCUUUGAUAGGUCAAUUAUUCUUCUUUCCAUAUCUUGAGUUGUAGUGCAAUAUAAAAUCUUGUACGGUAGAGUCUGAGGAUUUGAUUAUUGUUUUUUUUAAAAAUAAUACUGAUAACUACACUGGAGAAGUCCAAAGUGCUUCAGACCAGGGCUGUGAGGGCUGUAUUUUAAAAGUAAUUAAUGCCCUACAAGUUGAAUGCAAAUUAAACCUUAGAUUGGAAAGGAAGAAGCAAAGCUUAGUUAAUCUCAUAAAGUACAUAUUGUUUCAAAGCAGUUCUCCAAGGGGAAGGUUUACAGGCAUUUUUUGGUACAGGAAACAUUGAGAUGUCAUGGUAUGUUUGUCUACCAUAGGAACAGAAUUAAUGAAUUUGGGCCGAAGGUGCAUUUUAAAUCAGAAGCUGUUCUCUUACAGACUUCAAAUUCCUGAUUCAAAGGUUGUUCAAAUGAGGGAGGCAAAGGUACGCUUGGUUUCUGUCCUGUAGUCUUAAGUAGGUGUGGAUUUCACAGGACACGUGCGUUGCCAUGUCUUUUGCUGUAUGGGAGCUCUGUGAUGAUUUUUCUUCUACACCAUUGCAGUUUAUUAAAUUUAAAUACCUCGGAUUUUGGAGCUGGGGUUUACCUUGGAACGACCUUAGAGUGAUCAGUCUUACAACACUAUUUUAUGCAUUCCUUAUACAGCCAAGAGAGGAACCGAAUUGCCCUCCCCUGCGGAUGGGAGCCCUCAGCGCUAGUGCUCAAACCUGACUUGCUUUUCUUUGGGACUUGCUGCUCAGAAUGGAAUGAGAAUUUUGUGUAGCUGAGAAAGAAUGCUGGUUUUGAUAGGCAAUCGAUACCUCUGUCUGCUUCCUUCAUGUGUAGCUGCUUUGCAGCUCGACAGAGACAGGUAUGUUCUCCUCCCCAUCUCAUUGGACAGCAAGUAACAGCAUAGCGCUAUCAGCAAUCACCACACCAGGCUUCCUCCACUGAAAAACUAAAUGUAGGGGUUUGGUUUUGGGAUCUUUUUUUUUUUUUUUUUUUUUUCCAAGCUCUUGUCAAAGAUCAAAAAAAUCAGAUGCCUGUUUGCAUCUCUGGGAUUUAUCAGGGUUGUGAGAGUCCAUAAAAGGCUUAGAAGAAAGUUGAAAUAGCAGAGGACCAAAGCAAACACUCCUACUUUCAGAAGUUGAAAGGGUCUGUUGGAUCACUCCUGGCUUAGCUUGAAAGGGGUGAGUUUCUAACUCAGUUUUUCUACAGCAAAGCACUUUAUUGAGGGACUAAACCAGAUGGAUUGACUAUCAACCUGUUAGCAGUCGUCUUACUAUUUUCAUAAAACACUGAAAGUUGCUGGAGACUUCUCAAAUACUGUAUUUUUGUAGUGAAGAGUAGUUUAAUAUAUUUGCCUAGAGAUGUAUACAUUUAUUGGAAAAUUCAACAAAUGUUAAUUACAUUUUUAUUACUGUAAACUGACUUACUACCAAAGUCUGGAGCUUUUCUGACAGAGCUGUCCUUCACGGGAAGCUUGAGUUGAAACAAGCAUUAAGAACCUUCAAAGACUUCAGGUACUUUUUUUUCUAAAUUGAUGUAUUUGAGCAGAUUUCUUCAGUGAAGGGGUUUUCUUUCCUGCUGUACCCUCUUCUGUGAAUGAAGGGUCUGAAACACAGAAGGUCUUAGUGGCAUCUUCAGCUCUUGGCUGGUGGUUUUAAUUUUGGGUGGUACUGGUUGGCCUUACUGAAAACUGCUGCUGCUUCUUGUGCCUUGAAAUAGUGAGGAAGAUGAAGGAUUAAUUUGUUUCCUCCUUGUGCCGCAGUGGAUCUCUGAAAAGAAACGGUUGCCUAUACCUCACUAAUAAACUAGACUUUAUUCCAUAGCUUUCUGAUGUUCUAGGUCAGAGAGUCAGAAAAACCAGUUGUGCCUUCGAGCGGUGACAUAAUGGUUCAAAAACUGCAUUAUCGGUAGUUGUAACUGGACAUGUGGGAAGCUUUUUUUGCUGGCCUCAUUUGAAAACAAUACAAGUACUACUGAGUCGCUGGCUGCUGAAGGCACUGCGGUGCCGUGUGCGAUGCUUUUGAAGUAUGGAUUUUAGGAAGUUUGGAUCACGUGCCUUUGUGUUGGCCAGAAUAUGUGUCUUGAAGCUACAUGCACAGAAACGAAGUGAUAAUACGCGUUCUUAGCAUUCUCCUUAGAGAUGAAACCUUAAAACCUGUGCUAUCCUCUCCUGGCAGCCUUUUUUGCCAGUUAUGGCCCUGUCCUCUGAGGUGGACCUCAGGUUGUGUCUGGCUGUUGCCCCUGGGGCUGUUCUCUCUGGUGGUUGCAGUGUCACACCUUCUGCCCAAGUAGCACAGGUGCUGCUGCAGGGUCACGGUCCUGCACCAGCCACACUUCUACUUCCAUGGCCGUGAAAGCAUCGCACAAACCUUGUACCUCAGUCUUUUAUUGGCAAUACUAGUUAAAGCCUUUCUUUGGCAUAAGGGGACUGGCAUUUUAUGUGCAGCAAGGUGCUUCACCUUGACUUUAAGAGCCGUAAGAAUCAAGUGUAUUGUUUUGUUAUUGAAGGUUCUGAAUGUAUUUUUCCUUGUUUAUGCUGUCUGCUUUUAGCCUGGGUGCCUAUUUGUUUUUAAAUGCCUUUUGCUUUCAUGGAACACUAAAAUAAUUAUACUUUAAA